GCGAGCGCGCUGGUACCAAAGAGGAGAGAAAUCUGAGCGGCGGCACCGGCUGAUGUGAAAAGUCACCGUAUCUGAUCCGAACCCGGCUUCCCGUCGCCUGCACGGACCCGUCGGGGGGAAAUGAGAAUCGCCAUUUGCCAGACGGUGAUGGGCACGUCUGAUCAGUGAGUGAGAUUUGGACCAAUACUCGUGGAGCCUUGACCCGACGGUUGAUCGACAGCAGCAUUUCCAGUUUAACUCCCCCCUCGGUGGCCCUUUUUCACCACUGCUGAGUCUCUGAAGGAAGAAAAUUGCAGAGGGACCAGAAACCUCAUCGCCACACACUUCCUAGCCAGACUCCCCCAGUACCUCACCUCACCCUCACCUCCCCAAGAGGGAGAGAACAGCAGCCACCAUGGUGCUGUCACAGAGACAAAGAGAUGAACUAAACCGAGCUAUAGCCGACUAUCUCCGCUCCAAUGGAUACGAGGAGGCCUAUUCCACCUUCAAGAAAGAGGCAGAGAUAGAUAUGAAUGAAGAGGUAGAUAAAAAGUAUGCAGGGCUUUUGGAAAAGAAAUGGACCUCAGUCAUCAGAUUACAGAAAAAGGUGAUGGAGUUGGAGUCAAAGUUAAACGAGGCGAAGGAGGAGAUGACACAUGGAGGAACUGUGGGUCAGAAGAGAGAUCCCAAGGAGUGGAUCCCCCGUCCCCCAGAGAGAUACGCCCUGAGCGGGCACCGCGCCCCAGUCACGCGCGUUAUAUUCCACCCUGUCUUCUCUGUCAUGGUCACAGCCUCUGAGGAUGCCACCAUCAAGGUGUGGGACUACGAGGCCGGGGACUUUGAGCGAACCCUGAAGGGCCACACAGACUCUGUGCAGGACAUCUCCUUUGACCAGACAGGGAAGCUGUUGGCUUCAUGUUCAGCUGACAUGAGCAUCAAACUCUGGGACUUCCAGGGUUUCGAGUGUAUCCGAACAAUGCAUGGCCACGAUCACAAUGUGUCGUCUGUAGCCAUAAUGCCAAAUGGUGACCACAUAGUGUCGGCUUCCAGAGACAAGUCCAUCAAGAUGUGGGAGGUGUCCACUGGGUACUGUGUGAAGACCUUCACAGGCCACAGAGAGUGGGUGAGGAUGGUGCGUCCCAACCAGGACGGCUCAUUGCUCGCCAGCUGCUCCAACGACCAGACGGUGCGUGUGUGGGUGGUCACCUCGAAGGAGUGCAAAGCUGAGUUGCGGGAGCAUGAACAUGUGGUAGAGUGUAUCGCCUGGGCCCCUGACACUGCUCACCCCACCAUCCUGGAGGCCACAGGCUCCGAGAGCAAGAAAAGUGGAAAGCCUGGCCCCUUCCUUCUUUCUGGAUCCAGAGAUAAAACCAUUAAGAUGUGGGACGUCAGCACUGGGCUCUGCCUUAUGACUCUGGUGGGACAUGACAACUGGGUCCGUGGAAUCUUGUUUCAUCCUGGAGGAAGAUUCAUAGUGAGCUGUGCUGACGACAAAACCCUUAGGAUCUGGGACUACAAGAACAAACGCUGCAUGAAGACCCUGUGUGCCCAUGAACACUUUGUUACCUCUCUGGAUUUCCACAAGACUGCUCCAUACGUGGUGACGGGAAGUGUCGAUCAGACAGUCAAAGUGUGGGAGUGCCGCUGAGAACACGUCCGUCUCGUGCCCUGUCCUGCCUCUGACCCCCCCCCCCCCCCCCCCCCCCCCCCCCCAAGCUCCAGAAGCAGUCCUAACACCCCACCCGACCCUCUCCCUUCUGUCCUGACACCCAGCCCAGCCCCUCACCUCUCGCACUACAAACCAUAGUUGACCAUGGCGCUUUCCCUUCUCCCCGUCCCCUCCCCUCGCUCCCCUCUCCUUCCCCACUCCCCUACAUCAGUCCAGCCCUAUUAAGAAGACUAUUGUCCUUUUAUGUAAAUUAUUCUGGAUGUAGGGUACGCUUAAUAAAUGUCACGCAAUCUCUGACACAUAAACACACUCAAAAGAAUAAGAAGUAUUCCUUGCAUGGUGAAACAACAAAAAAAAAUUGUAUACUGUUAAAUUUGCCGAAUUAGCAUUCUGUUGUCAUCACUUUCUGUCGGGUAAAAGGGUAAAUAUCCUUGUGUGCUGGCACAGGUGGAUUUCAGGUAACUGACAGUGCACGGAAACCAAUGGUGCCCCACGUUGAAGGGGUUUAGGUUUAUUUUGAGUUUUGUUUUACUCCAUGCCUCCAUUGUUGUGGUCUGCCACUGCAGAGAUGGUGAUAGAGAAGAUGUGUGGAAAGUCAGCGUAACAGAAAGAACGAGUGGAAGCUGUCCAGGAGGAGAUGAGAAUAAGUUGGAAGGAAAAAAAGCGUUCAGCUUCCUAGUUGAAUCACAUGAGGUUCUGUGGGUGAGUGUGUGUGUAUGUGUGUGUGUGUGUGUAUGUGUAUACAUGAUGUGUGCGUGUAUGUAUGUGUGUGUGUGUUUGUAUAUUAUGACAGGAGAAUCUCUCCACCAUCUCUGCUCUGAUGAUCAGAGGAGAGAGAGAGAGAGAGGAGGCAAAGCUUCUCACCCACUUGUGUUCAUUCAUACGACUUCAUCUCUUUUAACAAACUUGCUUUCUAGACACUCACAGGACCUUAAUGAUCCCUAAGCUGCUGAGAGCACAGGCACACACCCCAUAGCAAAAGUGUGUUUUACAGAGGAAAAAGUCUGCUCACCUUUUAUGAGAUUUGUGUGUGUGUAUGUUGCCCCGGAGAAUCGCCCGGUGCCCUCUUGCUCGCUAUCUCUGCCUUGUUAACCCAUUGAGGGCUCCCUCACGGGAUUUUCAUUCUGCUUUCUGUGGUGUCACUGCUCUUCUACACACACACACACACACACACUUACACAUACACUCACAAAAUGCACAUACACCCACAGUAAAAGUUGUGUAUCAAUAUAUCUGGAUGUCAUUGUUUGCAACAUAAAGAAAUAAAAUUCUGUAAAUAUAA
This is a messenger RNA of Platichthys flesus (European flounder), 2930 nucleotides long. RefSeq names its product lissencephaly-1 homolog B. Gene Ontology annotation, cellular component: cytoplasmic microtubule; nuclear envelope; neuronal cell body. Bases 395 to 1627 code for a protein of 410 amino acids. Gene Ontology annotation, molecular function: dynein complex binding; microtubule plus-end binding. Gene Ontology annotation, biological process: brain morphogenesis; vesicle transport along microtubule; nuclear migration. The transcript has 11 exons. NCBI's taxonomy places the organism in Eukaryota, Metazoa, Chordata, Actinopteri, Pleuronectiformes, Pleuronectidae. The record is from RefSeq and is a predicted model, not a curated record.